Molecule: messenger RNA, 213 nt
Organism: Chiloscyllium plagiosum (whitespotted bambooshark)
Lineage: Eukaryota; Metazoa; Chordata; Chondrichthyes; Orectolobiformes; Hemiscylliidae
Source: RefSeq, a predicted model, not a curated record
AUGCAGAGGGGAGAUCGAGCCCAGCGCAAUGGAAAGAGCAAGCGCCCAGCGAAGAUGAGAGAGCAACAGCCCAGCGCAGAGAGCAAGAGCCCAGCGCAGAUGAAAGAGCAAGAGCCCAGCACAGAGGAGCGACGCAGAGGGGAGAGCAAGAGCCGAGCGCAGAAGGAAGAGCAAGAGCCGAGUGCAGAGGGAAGAGCAAGAGCCCAGCGCAGA